AGGUCGGGAACGGCAGGAAGAGAAAGUCAUGGCCGCCUCAAAUGAGUUUACAUUUGUCAUAUUACUUUAUAUUUCUCGAUUUCUGUCUUUAAACGCACAGUUUAAUCUGGUUUAACUAACUGACUGUGGAUAAUAAGUUUGACUCGCAGAGGAUGUUUAGAUGUCUCGUGAGCUCAUCUGGCUGAUAUUGACAAACACAACAGUUUAAAACUACAGCGAUCAGAACACUUCAGCGUGCUUUGAGCGAUGCGGCCGGGUCAUCUGUGAGCGAUUCUGAUGGUGAUGAUGAUGAUGAUGAAGGUGGUGAUGAUGAUGAUGAUGAAGGUGGUGAUGAUGAAGGUGGUGAUGAUGAAUGUGAUGAUGAACUUGAUGAUGAUGAAGGUGGUGAUGAUGACACACAUUAUCUCACAGGUGAUGGCGCAGGUGUCUGUGAGGGGUUUGUACUUCAUCAUAACUCUGUUUCUGGCCAGUUUCUUCGGCAGUAUCUUCAUGUUGGGUCCAGUGCUGCCAGUGAUGCUGAUGUCCCCUGCAUGGUACCGCUGGAUCACAGACCGGAUCGUUGCCACCUGGUUCACUCUUCCUGUGGCUCUGUUGGAGCUGGUGUUUGGUGUGAAGGUGGUCAUUACCGGUGAUGGUUUUGUUCCUGGUGAACGGAGUGUGAUAAUAAUGAACCACCGCACUAGACUGGACUGGAUGUUCCUGUGGUGUUGUCUGCUGAGGUUCAGUUAUCUGCGUCUGGAGAAGAUCUGCAUCAAAGCGGCGCUGAAAGUCGUCCCUGGAUUCGGCUGGGCGAUGCAGGUCGCCUCCUUUAUCUUUAUCCACCGUCGCUGGGAUGAAGACCGCAGUCACAUGACCAACAUGCUGGAAUAUUUCUGCCACAUCAAAGAACCAGUGCAGCUGCUGCUGUUCCCCGAGGGCACUGACCUCACCGAAAACACUCGAGCCAGGAGUGAUGAGUUUGCUGAGAAAAACGGGCUUCCGAAGUACGAAUAUGUUCUUCACCCGCGGACCACCGGAUUUACCUUUAUUGUUGACAUGCUGUACAAAGGACAGAAUUUAGACGCCGUCCACGACAUCACUGUCGCAUAUCCUCAAAACAUCCCGCAGACGGAGCGCCACCUCGUGCUCGGCCUGUUCCCCCGCGAGAUCCACUUUCACGUGCGUCGCUACCCGGUGCGGACUCUCCCCCGGUCCACGGCGCAGUUGCAACUGUGGUGUCAAGAGCGCUGGAUGGAGAAAGAGCGGCGACUGCACGACUUCUAUCAUGCCGUUCCACGCGGCUUCGACGAUCCCAAGGCUUGCGUGCCGCCGUGUAAGAGCGAGCUGAGAGUGGCGCUGAUUAAAGUGGCGUCGCUGUUGUACUGGAACGCCUUCAUCGUGCUCUCGUUCGUCGCUCUGUGGCUCUGGGCUCCUGUGCAGAUCUACUUCCUGUUGGUGGUCAUCUUCUUCCUGGUUCAGCAGAAGGUGGUGGGCGGGGUGGAGCUUAUGGAGUUGGCGUGUCAUCGGCGCAGGAAUCCGGAGCGAGACGUAACGCGGCUGAAGAGAGAAUGAGAAGCUGGACUCUGAUUGGUGCGUUUGAAGUCAACGGUGAUGCCUGCUGUCUGCCGCGGCCUUUAGCGCUGCUGUUGGCUCGAGCAGACGUAGCGUGUCACACUUCACCGCUGAUAGCCGCAUCACAGACGGAGAGAGGAAUUGUAAAUGAUGUUCUACUACAUUGAUAAAAUACCACUGUGAGUGCGAGUGAGCGUUUGACACGUGAUUGUGCCGAUGUUUGUGGACUCGUCUUUUAGGAUUCUCGUAUUUCUCUCUCCGUCCGUGUCAUUUCCUGUUUGACUUUACAUCUCGUGUAAAGCUCAUAUUUCUUUCUUUGUGUUUCUUAGUUCAUCAUUUGCUUGUUUGCUUUGUCAGAAUAUGUUACAGCCAUAUUUUAAAUAAUUAUAUUAUUAUAUUGUUUGUUUAAUAGACACUGCCUGACCCGAGGAUAUAAAUAAGCAGAUGUUUAAGAGUCUAUGAUGGGAUGAUUACUGGAGUGAAAUCUUGAACGAUGGUCAUUAAGAUCGCUAAAACGCUUGAAGUCACAUUGUAAAAUAUCGUCAGUAGAACUCGCGGUUGUGUUUAAUAGCGGAAGAGCAUUUGCACACGCACAAUGUGAUGCGAACGGGAUUGUGUCGCAACUUUAGUGAGACUAAUCGGGCAAUAAUGUCUUCGGUUUGCUAGUGAGCGUAAAGAUGGAGUGUGGAGCUUUUCCAAAGCGAUGGGCGCAUCAGGGAUUAGAAGGGAAGUGCAUGAUGCACCCGUCAUACACCGUGCCCGCUGUACCCGCGUCUGGAGGCGGUGUUAUGAUCUGGAGUGCAUCAAUCGGUCAGGUCGAGGACUUCCUGAAUGCACUGAACGAACCGGUUAUCAGUGGAUUCUUUCUUCCCUGGCGACACGGGCAUAUGCCAGCAGGACAAUGCCAGGCUUCAUUGAAUGAGUGAUUGAGUGAGUGCUGAAGGUGUUUGUGAUGAGCUGGAGAGACUGCACGGAGUGGUUCAAGUCUCCCGUCAUGGAAAUAAACCUUGUGACGGUGCGUAAGGUUGUCGAUCAAUGCCACGACGAAUGUGUGCCGUAAGGAAAGUUACAGGCGGCCCAAUGAAAUAUCCGAGUGCCACUCUGGCGUUGGCCAGGCAGUGUCUUAGUUUUGUUCUUGUGGAAUACAGCCAUAACACAUUUCAUGUUCAAUAAGGUCAGAACUGUGUAUCAACACUUCGCCGUUGCCGCACACGCGUGUCAAAGGUUUGUGAAGCAUCUUAGCGUGUUUUCUAAAAGCUCGUUGCACUUCAGACAUGCUGCUGUUUAAUGCAUGAGGUCUGCCGCCGUUGCAUGAGCUGCAGCGCCAAAUGAGCGUUCGCGUGAUGUCAUACCCGGUCAAGCGAUGAGCACGUCUCGAUUGAGUCACACGUGAUGGCAGGAGACGGUAUCUACUGUAACUUUAAAGACAAUCGCCAUUGAAAGCUCAAUCAGGGUAAAUAUUGUGAGGCAUUUACCAGACGACAUUUCAGAGUAACUGCGGUAGAUAAAAGACCUUCCCGUCUCAUUCAUCCCUCCCUUACUGUCGCUCUCACCUUUGACCUCUCUCGUUGCUGUGAUGUCACACAUCUAACAUUCAUAAACACUGAAGCUGUUGUUCUAGAAAGACUCUGCUGGUGUAUUUGAACUGGUUUGGAGGAGGAAGACCGGUUCACUGUGAUGGACGAUAUAAUGUCUGUAUUACCAAACGUGGAUGUUAUAAAAUCAGUUUGUCAUGUAUCGCUCAGGUAUACUCGAUCACUGUAAUCACAUAUAAUAUCAAUACUCUAAUAAAUCAAUGAUCUGUGCUGCUUUUCAUCCUGGAGUCCUGUUCAAUCUGUCAAUCGUUCAGUGUGUUGUGAGUGUAUCAGAGAUGUUGACAUGUGACCAGACGUUUGCCAUCGCUGUUACACAACACGCAUCGGGGCGAGACGUUUGAUGAAGAGGGGUUGCUGUGACAACACAUGGUGACUUCACUGUUGCCCGGUAACAUGAUGCAGAAUGAUGUCAGUGGAAACAGCAUAUGCGUGUACGGAUAUGCACUGUUGCAUCAUGGGUAAGAUCUGUUUCUCUGGAGAAGCGGGUGUGAGUGUCAGAACAGCGAUUUAGAGCUCUUAAAAUAGAUUCACGGGGCAAUUAUAAUGAGGUGUGUCACAUUCAGCUGAACACAUGCUGGAACUGCCGUUUCUUGAACAGGGGUUUAUGGGUAAAUUAAAGUUCAUAACACAACAUGAUGGGAUCAGCACAUUACAGGAUGUUCACGUAGAUGUUUUACUUGUAGCAAAUAAAUAAAUCCCAGUUUAAUGAUUAUUUGCUGUGAUGUGCUGAUCUGAGGUCAGUGUAUUUAUCCAAAGAUGGAUGUAAAUGAGGAAUAUUUAUGGAUGUAUUGAUCCAGGAUCAGUUGUUAUUUCAAACAGUUUUCAUUUUGAUUGAAAUGUUUUUUUAAACUUGUUGUACACUUACAAAUAAAUGCAUGUUUUUAUGUCUUAGUCAGU
Molecule: messenger RNA, 4043 nt
Organism: Xyrauchen texanus (razorback sucker)
Lineage: Eukaryota; Metazoa; Chordata; Actinopteri; Cypriniformes; Catostomidae
Product: lysocardiolipin acyltransferase 1-like
Exons: 7
Coding region: 277-1551 (424 amino acids)
Cellular component (GO): endomembrane system
Molecular function (GO): acyltransferase activity
Source: RefSeq, a predicted model, not a curated record